UUGAACCGUUGGACACCAGCGAGUGUCACAAAAGGUGCGAUUUCUGCUCAAGUUAUUGUGCCUGUCACAUGUGUUCGAUCGAUGGAUCAUAUAAGCAUAUCCGAAAAACGAAACCUUCAAUCGCUAUUCCCUAUAUUCAUCCCAAUCGUGAGCACUUAGAUGAAAGAGCAAUUUAUGGCUUCAUUGUAUAUCUUGUAUGUUUUCCUGCAUUUGUAUUGUAUGUAAUUUGGGCAUAUAUUCCACAUGAAUGGUUGAAUCUAAUUGGAAUAACAUACCUACCCAACAAACACUGGUCAGUUACUGCACCAAUCUCACUACUGAUUAUAUGUAUAUCUGGUCUUUUUGCUUAUAUUUGGAAUAAUCGUUCACUCAUGCAACCGCUUACAUCGAUUUAUCAAAUUAGAGAUUCACUUUCAAUGCAUGCUCAAAAUCCAACUGAUAGUUAUGUCACAGAUCAACAGUCUAAUUCAAACGUAUCAAAACCAGUGGAAUUAUUGAGACCAUUAUCGAUAGUCCCCCCUGUGUAUGAUUUGGAUCAUAUUUGGGUGACAAGCGAGUUGUAUUUAAAGACAAAUCAAGUUACCAUCUCAAGCAUUAUUGACCAUGAUAAUAUGAAGCGUUAACAAAACAGAAAGGAUAAGAUUUUGUUUUUGUAAAUUAUUAGGUGUUGAUUGCUGUAAAUAUUUUGACGUUCCCUGCAAAUCAUAUCCGUAUAAAGUUUUCCGACAA
This is a messenger RNA of Schistosoma mattheei, 729 nucleotides long. NCBI's taxonomy places the organism in Eukaryota, Metazoa, Platyhelminthes, Trematoda, Strigeidida, Schistosomatidae. The record is from the annotation of a GenBank genome assembly.